CAAGCAGGUAUCUAUGGAGAACGGAUGAAACUAUCUGAGAAUAUCACAGGCACAUUAUAAAACAUACUUAUCUCCAGACAUUCUGGAACAAUCAUAUGGCGAACGAUGCCUUGUGGUGCUUCUGCCCGACGUGACGGCUCGGACACACGCACGUUCUCAUUAUAGCGACAUAUGCACAAGGAACAGGCUGAAAGCAUUGGCAGUUUGUUCCCAUAUCGCCUGUCUCUUGGGCAUACUUAAAGGCUGCGCACAGUGGUAUUGAUGCUGGUGGGACUUUUAUUCUCUCGCCGACUCUAGCUAUGUUUGCCUCCAUCGGUUUUCUCGCGCUGGUGGUCUCCUCCACUUUAGGGUUGGACAUAACUCAGAUUCAGGGGCCAGCCUGGCAAUCGCCUUUCGUAGGUCAGACGGUCACCAACGUUUCUGGUAUCGUCACUGCAAAGGCUAGUAAUGGAUUCUAUAUUCAAGGUGCACCUUCCGGCGAUAUACGAGCCUCGACUGGUCUAUUCGUCUUUUCUACUUCGACAACUGUAUUGGGAGCGAUCAAUGUCGCAGAUCAUAUCUCGUUAGCUGGGAAAGUCGUCGAAUUCCGAUCUAGUACCAGUCCAGAUGAUCUUUCUGCGACUGAAAUGCAAUCUCCUACGAACAUUGUGGUAUUGUCCUCGAACAAUUCAGUCGCACCGCUCAUCCUGGGUGUGGAUCGAAGCCCACCAACACAACAACUCUCUGCUCUGGAUGUGGGGCCAGAUGGGUUCUUGUCUGUCCCGAAUAACCAAUCUCGCAUCGAUUCUACGAAUGCCACCUUGCAACCGGACAAGUUCGGCUUGGAUUUCUGGUCUAGUCUCGAGGGGCAGCUGGUGACAGUCAAAAAUCCUGUAGCAAUCAACUUUGAAAACAGAUUUGGAGAAUUCUGGAUACACGGCGACUGGCCGGUGACCGGGAAGAAUGACCGAGGUGGAAUAACUAUGACAUUCGGGCCGCAUGGCCUGCCAGAUGCGAAUCCUGAAGUUGUCAUAGUUGGUUCGCCUCUGGAUGGCACAAAGAACCCCAAGGUUGCUGUGGGCAAGACCUUCCAGGAUGUUACCGGAGUGAUACAAUACCAGUUUGGGUUCUACUACAUCUUGCCGCUUACCGCGCCCACCGUAGUUUCUUCACCUGAUCCCACGAUACCUCCUACGACAUUGGCUUUCUCAGGUGACUCUUGUGUUAUAACUAUUGGUGACUACAAUGUCGAGAACCUAACGCCAACUGGCGCCACACACCUCAAUACAGUCGCAGGCCACAUUGCCAACAGUUUACUUACACCCGACGUCAUGUUCGUCCAGGAGAUUCAAGAUAAUUCCGGUGCAACAGACGAUGGUGUUGUCUCCGCGAACGUCACACUCUCGAACUUGAGCAAUGCUAUUGCCAAGGCCGGAAAUACCACGACAACUUACAGUUUCGUUGAAGUUGUCCCUGUGAAUGACCAAGAUGGUGGUCAGCCUGGCGGUAACAUUCGACCAGCGUAUUUGUAUCACUCAGAUAGGAUCAAGUUAGUGUCAGGAUCUCCUGCCGGUGGUCCUCUCGAUGCCACCGAGCCAAUUAUUGGAUCCGAUGGCAAGGUUUCCCUAACGUUUAAUCCGGGACGUAUCGAUCCAACCAACUUAGCUUGGGAUUCUAGCCGUAAACCAUUAGUAGCCGCUUGGGAAACCUCUUCGGGUGCUAGGUUCUUUACCAUCAAUGUUCAGCUGGUGUCCAAAUUGGACAGUUCAUCUACGCAAGGAAACUCAAGACCGCCAGUGAAUGCCGGUGUUGAACAACGGACGAGCCAAGUCCAAGUUAUCGCAGCAUUCGUGAAAUCGCUAUUGGACUUGGACCCUCAUGCCAAUAUCAUACUCGCCGGGGACUUCAACGAAUAUGUUCAAACUCGCUCCGUCUUCUCCUCUUUCGACGGCCUCUUGUCUGAGCUAGAUGAAAUCUCUGGCAUCGAUCCAGUCGAACGAUACACCUACGUUUUCGAUCAGAACACGGAACAACUGGACCACAUUUUCGUCUCAAGUGCUAUAGCGAAAAGGGGAACGGAGGUGGAACAUAUUCACGUCAAUAAUUGGGCAAGCACCUUGAGUGCGAGGACCAGCGAUCACGAUCCCAGUGUAGCUCGAUUGAAGGUGUGCUAACUUCCGUAUUUAUAGAUGCAGUUAUACCCUGUAAGGUUAUCUACGUAUCUAUUCGUCAAAUUCCAGGCCCUCAAACCAUGACUCAUACUUCUCAACGUCCAUCAGAAUACUCUUCGCCUCUCCUUUAGCCAUCUCAACCGAAUCCUUGCCGAGGGUAAAUCUCAAGGAAGGCUCAGGUUCUACAGUCAGAUCGUAGAUCCUCUGUACUGCCUUCGACGUACUCGCACCCUUUGACUUGCCAUCGGUGAAGUACGCAACCGAUGCAACGCUCGGAAGAGCCGGCUUGGUGUAUGCAGGAUGGAUAUAAACCUGAGCGGCCAUUUUAUCGGCAGCUCGUGUGACGAAACUCCCAGUCUCCAGAAUGGUAACCUAAAUGCGCUAGAAAUACUUGAACUCCUCCCGCAGGGAACGACAUACCUUGAUGUUCUAUUCUGGAUCGAGUCCUUGUGCGAGCGCCGCGGUUAGGCCUUCUAGAGUCAUAAAGUCAAACGUACACU
Somion occarium is the source of this 2650-nucleotide messenger RNA. Lineage: Eukaryota; Fungi; Basidiomycota; Agaricomycetes; Polyporales; Cerrenaceae. The record is from the annotation of a GenBank genome assembly.